Molecule: messenger RNA, 1444 nt
Organism: Polistes dominula (European paper wasp)
Lineage: Eukaryota; Metazoa; Arthropoda; Insecta; Hymenoptera; Vespidae
Gene: RnrS
Product: ribonucleoside-diphosphate reductase subunit M2
Biological process (GO): deoxyribonucleotide biosynthetic process
Cellular component (GO): cytosol
Molecular function (GO): ribonucleoside-diphosphate reductase activity, thioredoxin disulfide as acceptor
Source: RefSeq, a predicted model, not a curated record
UACAAUUAUAUACGGCGGUGUGCUGCUGUGUUAUACAGUCUUCCAGGAAAAUUCUCGUAAGAAAAUUAGAAAGAUGCCUCUUCAAUUAUCAAUGAAAGAAAAUAUUCGCAAAUGUUCGGAAAAUAUUUCUAUGAAGGAAAAAACAUCACCUAAGAAGUUAUGCACCACCUCACCAGGUUUACGAGAGAAUCAUCUUAAUAAUCGAAACACCAUUAAUGAAACGACAAAGGCAGUACGAAAGAUUCAGCUUCAGGAUAACGAAUUUAAUCCUAAAUUAGAACCAUUGUUAAAAGAAAAUCCACGGAGAUUUGUAAUAUUUCCAAUACAAUGGAAUGACAUUUGGCAAAUGUAUAAAAAGGCAGAAGCAUCGUUUUGGACUGUAGAAGAAGUUGAUCUUACUAGGGACAUGGAUGAUUGGAAUAAUUUAAAUAAAAAUGAAAGACAUUUCAUAACACACGUAUUAGCAUUUUUUGCUGCUUCCGAUGGAAUCGUCAAUGAAAAUCUCGUAGAACGUUUCAGUCAAGAAGUUCAAGUUACAGAGGCACGUUGUUUCUAUGGAUUUCAAGUAGCAAUGGAAAAUGUUCAUUCUGAAAUGUAUUCUUUGUUAAUCGAUACAUAUAUCACGGAUUCGAAAGAAAGAGAAUUCUUAUUUAAUGCCAUUGAAACUCUUCCAUGUGUUGCCAAAAAAGCUAAUUGGGCAUUGAAUUGGAUCAAUCACGAAAGUGCAACGUUUCCUGAACGUGUUGUCGCAUUUGCCGCAGUCGAGGGAAUAUUUUUCAGUGGUAGUUUCGCUGCCAUAUUUUGGUUAAAAAAGAGAGGAUUAAUGCCUGGUCUUACUUUCAGUAAUGAAUUAAUUUCUAGAGACGAGGGAUUACAUUGCGACUUUGCUUGUUUAAUGUUUAAACACAUUAUACAAAAGCCUUCUCACGAACGAGUUAUUUCAAUUAUUAAAGAUGCUGUAGAAAUUGAACAGGAAUUUUUAACAAAAGCAUUACCAGUUGAAAUGAUCGGCAUGAAUUGUACACUCAUGUGUGAAUACAUCGAAUUUGUCGCAGACAGAUUACUCAGUGAACUUGGAUGUCCAAAGGUUUACAUGUCGAAGAAUCCAUUUGACUUUAUGGAACAAAUUUCGUUGGAAGGUAAAACGAACUUUUUUGAAAAAAAGGUUGGAGAAUAUCAAAAGUUUGGAGUUAUGCAAGAUAAGUUUGAAUCGAAUUUUUCGGUCAAUGCUGACUUUUAAAUAUAAAAUGACUAAAAUCCGUGACUUAAUUAAAACCAAAUUAAUUUGUAUUAUUAUUAUUUAAGAUAGAAAAAAGCGUGAUUCAUUAGGCUAUAAAAAAACAAACAAACAAAGUUGUUUAUAAUCAAAUUUUCGACUUUUCUAAAGUAUAUAUAAAAAUAAUUGCAUGAAGAAAAAGAAAAAAAAAAUCUCUUUCUCUUUCUC